Orbicella faveolata is the source of this 5282-nucleotide messenger RNA. RefSeq lists its product as uncharacterized. Lineage: Eukaryota; Metazoa; Cnidaria; Anthozoa; Scleractinia; Merulinidae. The record is from RefSeq and is a predicted model, not a curated record.
ACACGAUCAAACAUCACCAAACAAGGUGGCUAAACGGCAAAAUGUUUGGUCACCAAACAAUGUUUGACGGUGUUUGGUCGCCAAACAUUUCCCGUUUGGACAGGCCUUAAUACAUCAGUUAAUUCCAGAGGUGUUCUUUCCAACCCUUCCAGGCAGCAAAAAGCUGGGUUUUGCUCGCGUCUUCAUUCUGGAGGCGGGCCAUUUCAAAUUUUAUUAUCAGCCCAGAACGGGCAUUUGAAUACCCCAGGGAACAGCCCCAGAACAUUUGGCACCUUUGUGGUUUUGGUCUCGCAUGUACAUGAUGUUCUCCAAGAAAGUAUGAUCAUCCUCACCUGUGUUCUCUAAUUUAUUUAUCUUCUGUUCAUCACAUAUAGAUCAUAUAAAAUUUGCUCUAUAUUGUCUAUAUGAUGUAUGGAGUCUAAGGCUAUCUGAGAUGAUGUUUCAUUACCAGCUUACGUUUGUAUUGCGUUUAAUAUUCUGAUAAUGCAAUAGAGACAUAUGGUAAGCUACAUUUAUUUAAAUUCGUUAGGGACUGAUUAGAACACAGAGUAGCUUCUUAAACCGUUCAAUAUUUCUCCCCUUUUCUAUACGUUUCUAUUGAUAUACAUUUGAUAAUCAGGUCUCCCAUUCAUCCGCCAGAGCAGCUGGAAGCAUCAUCAGUCACUGCGUGAUACCCUUCAGAAUUCUCAAUUAGUCCGCGAGUCUACUAGCUUACAUGAACAGUUUAACUUCACUAUUUAACUAAUCUGAACCUGUUCUCAGUUCGAAUUUGAAUUCCUGCCUUAUUGCAGGUACUCUGCCUGUCAAUUCACCACCACUGAGUGAGUACUCUCACGGCUCCAUUCGACGAUAUAUCGUCAUCAAUGUGCUAUGGAGGCAAGACCAAGAAACAUCACUUUGAAACUCUCAUCAGCAUGACUGCCACUUGUUUCGAUCGUAGCUCUUGCGUCGUCCCAACGAUUUUUAUUACCUGACGACCAUACAUGAGGGCUGAAAACGAGUCUAUACAUGAGCCAAUGAAUUAUAUCAUCGUUACUUAAUCUCAAGUAGACGCAUUCCAAUCGUUCAAGAUCGACCAAGUGCACAAUAACCAUUGCAAUAAGAAUACAAGAAAACAUAACAGUUUCGCCAUUUAGUCGACAAGAGAGAAAAUCAGCAGAUUACUGAUAAAAAAAUUCCUGUGUUGUUUUAAGCCAACCAUUCCUUAGUCUUUGUAUUAGCAAUCGACAAAACGAAGGAGCGCAACAGAACUCUAAUAUUUACCUUGUCGUCCAGCAUCUUCUAUGUCCCGCCAACUCCCCAAGAUGUGUUUAACAAGGUUAAAAGCAGACCCAUUUGUACCAGCUUACUCCAUCUUGCUACAUUUCUAAAAUCCAUCUCGAUGUUCAUCCACGAGAAACAAUUUCGCGAGAUAAAUCGGCAAAACCUGCACAAAUGAACUUCACAAGGAAGAAAAACAUAUAUGCGUAAUGUAGUGACACAUUCCAGAUGCAUGCCGGACUGUCGUUACCAGCUUAGCUUUAGCUGCCUCAGAGUCAUUCACACUGCUAUCAACUACAGAAACACAUUUCGUAAGACACUCGAAACUAGUACAGUAACAAAAUGAUUCAGCCACUCAAUCUCUGCUCCUGUGAGUGAAGCAUAAGGCUGCAAAAGUCAAAAACACAUUUAUAGCACUAAACAUGUGGCCAGAACAGCUACGCGCCAGCAUUACAUGCCUCGUUUUGAAACAUAGGCACCAGGGCAACUCGUAAACGGCGUAUGUUGCCGACCGGGCUAAAUAUGGAAGCCCCGUCCGGGAUCUCUUUAGACCCAGCUGUUACCCACUCACUUAGGAACAUGUUGAUAUCAGUAGUUUCUAAAGAGAGGUUCGACGCUUGAGUCAACUUGUUAAGGUCGUCUCCUCUCUGAGAUUGCACAAUUUAAUUGACUUACGGGCUAAACGUCUCAUUUUAUUUGAUGUAUUGACUCAUGAACAGGCCUGAAAAGUACUUUUACCUAAGGCAAAGAAACAUUUUACAUACGCCCAUAACAGAGAACGGUGUUAGCUUUCAAUAGCAAUUCCAAAGACGCCAUUAAGCGUGGAGUAAAAGUUAUCGAAGUGGCCACUUUAUCAAACAACUCUUCCCGCUUUAAUUUAUUCAUAUCACAUCGAGCAAAUCCGCAUCGGUGAGAAACAAUUGUUGUGAUUCAUUAAUUCGCAUCAGCAGCGCCCAAAAUAAUCCACUGAAUAAAAUUUCAUGGGUCAUGCUUGUCCAGCUUCAGUUACUUAUGACUCAUCAAUCACGCCACGAGACUUCUAGACUCCGCAUUCUAUUGUUAAUUAUAUUACGGAAAUCAAUCAAGCAUUUCGUGGUAAUAUUACAUCAGGGAAAUGUAAAUGGGAGAGACAAAGCAAAUGACAAUCAUUGAAUCAAUCAGUCCAAAAUAUGCUACCACGCUGAAACGAAGACAGAGGUUACAGUGACAAAGAUGUUUUGAAACCUUCAAAACGUCAAUUUUCUCGAAUCUCGAAAUACAGUAAGAGCCAAGGUGGAGUCUUACGAAUACAGGCUCGUUAUCAUGCAUGACAUUUGCUAGAAUAGCAACAAGCCAGGGUAAAAUGGGUCAAUGUACCAAACAGUUGAAUGAUAACUCCGAUAAUGAUAAUGCUACGAAGCUGAACCAAAGACGGAAGUUACAGUGACAAAGAUGUUUUGAAACCUUCAAAACGUCAAUUCUACCUCGCAUUUGCAUACAUUCUGAGAUCACAUGAGAUAGCAAGUCACGUGACUUCGAGCUCACUGCGAGUUUUGACUUUGAGCAAGGUCGUUUGUAGCACUUUUGUGCUCCCAAAGUCGCUCCCGAAUAUUUACGUAGCUCCUGUGCUUUAUCAAACCGAAGAUGUCCUCGACGUCCAAACAGACCGAGGACGAUCUUCUUGCCGAGGAAGUCGGAGACGAGGCUGAAGAAGACAAGGAAUCGCUUACUGACGAACGCAACGCUGUCCUUCCACACUCCUCACAACAACUCAAGAAUCAAACCGCCGCUUCUUCGGAGGAAAUUAGCCUACUCACCAACGCAAUCCUAGGCUUAACAAAAAGCCUACCAGAUCUUCCAACUCCACCUCAUGGAGAGACAAAAGGCAAAGGGAAACGGCCGGCGAGCAAGUCUCCAAACACCGUUCCCGCCAAAAAGGCAAAAGACAAAGAUGGCGAGGCGGGAAGCUCCAUGAGCGCCUCCGACCAGUCAACUGACUGCGAGAUUCUCUACGACUCUGUGCUAAAUAGCAAAAAUGAUGAGUCAGAGCAAAAUACCACUCGUAGUGGUGAUGAGGACGAUUUCCUCUCGGAACUCGUAAAAGAAUACGAGUCUGACGAUACCGUGGGCGAAAGCCUCGAAAAUGAGAAACUAGCCAAGCUAGUUGACAAAAUGUUCCGCUGCAAAUUAAGCGAGAAAAAUCUCAAAGACCGGCUUGAGACGCAGGAGAGACCGGCUAAUUGUACUACAGCUAAGCCUCCCAGGGUAAACCCGGGCAUUUGGCGUCGAUUGAGAGAGCCUACAAAGAAGAGGGAUUUACAAUUUUACAAAAUACAACAAGCCCUCACAAAAGGCAUCCUGCCAGUUGUCCGAAUAACAGACAAGCUUAUGCAGGCGAAAUCACUUAAUGCUGAAGAAUUUCAAGACUUAAAGAAACUGGGGCUGGAGGCCAUGUCCCUCCUCACUCAUGCCUCUUAUGAAAUAAACAUGCAGCGGCGUCUACUUCUGAGACCAGAUAUUGGGAAGGAAUACUCAGCUCUCUGCUCCUCCCAAUUGCCAUUUACAGAUUUUCUCUUUGGAGAUGAUCUACAAAAGCAUUUGAAAGAUAUUGGCGAUCAAAACAAAAUAGGGGCCAAGAUCACCCCUAAUUACAAAGGGCAACGCUCUUCUCCAGGAAGGCCUGGCAAUAACAGCUAUAAGCAGUCAAAAAACUGGAGAGGCCACAACUCCAAACCUUGGAAAUACAAAAACAAUGCCAACCGGGACAAGACAACCCGGACAAGCCAAUAGAACACUUACUGCCAGCUACUAGCACAUGUAAUCGGGAAAGUACUUCAGAAGAUAAUACUCGACAAGACAACAGCAAUCCUAGUGCUCCCCGACUGGCCAACACAGUUUUGGUACCCACGAGUGAUGUCAAUGCUAGUGGCUCCUCCACACCGAAUAAAGCUGCAGAAGUCAACACUGACCCUUCCCUACGAUGUGAAGAAAAUCCACCCCCUUUACCCCAAGCUCCUACUGAUUGGCUGUCUUGUGUCAGGGAAUCCCUCCAGUUACAAGGAAUAACUGGGGAAACUUUGAGCAUCAUCAUUGAUUCAAGGAGAGAAGGUACUCGGAAGCAAUACAGAACUAGCAUAUCUGCUUUGAUAAAUUACUGUGAAGAACGGAAGAUCAGUAUUACAACACCUUCACUGCCAGAAUUGUUGAACUUUCUAACUCUUCAGUCCAAAAAGCUUAGCUACAGUGCUCUAGGAACCACUAGAAGUGCCCUUUCUUCAUUCAUCAACAUUGAUGGCUUCAAAGUAGGAGAACACCCUAUCGUUUCACGUUUUAUGUCAGGUGCCUUCAACAGGAAACCAACUUUCCCCAGAUAUGUGGAAACAUGGAACCCUCAAAUUGUCCUUAACCACCUUAAGGGCUACCCUGACAUCAAGGAAAUGUCUCUGAAGCAAUUGACAUGGAAACUGACCAUGAUUUUGGCCUUAGUCACAGCACAACGAACACAGACUCUUAAGUUGCUGUCAAUUGAUGACAUGCAAACUAAAGCUGGCGAAUAUGUUUUUCCAAUUACAUCCAUUCUGAAGCAAACAAGUGCUAAUGGUGACAGGCAAAGAUAUCUGCAACCUAUUGUGUUGAAGAAAUAUGACUAUGAUAAAACCCUUUGCGUUUUUACAUUGUUACAAGAGUAUCUUAUGAGAACUGCUAAGCUAAGAGGUUCAUGUUCUCAACUUUUAAUUUGCCACUGCAAGCCUCAUGGGCCUGCAUCGAAAGACACUAUUUCUAGGUGGCUCAAACAGGUUAUGCUUGAUGCCGGAAUUAACACUUCUGUUUUUAAGCCUCACUCCACCAGAAGUGCAGCCACCUCUGCGGCAAAGUCAGCUAAUGUUCCUUUAGAUGAAAUUAAGGCCACUGCUGGCUGGCGUUCAAGCUCUGUGUUUGCUGUUUAUUAUAACAAACCACUGUUUAAUGAUAGUUCUUUUGCUAACAAUGUACUGGGUAAGAAUUAGUGCAUUGGUAAUAAAUGCCAUGUUUACCUUCUCUUA